CAAUAGCAUACUACCGCGCUAAUUGCAGACGAUAAUAUACCAAUUUCGACUUCAGUGUAAUAUUGAACAUUCAACUGUACGGUUCAUGUUUUACUUUAUAAACCGCAAAACCAGUGUGACAUUAUGUUUGGACUGAUAUUCGUAUUAAAUUAUUGAACAUUCGUAUAAAAUAUUUUCAGUGAUUGUUUUAUUAUUUUGGAUUAUAAAUACGAAAUUGGUUUUGUUUUUAUUGGUAGUGCUAUGGCGCAUGUUACAUCAGGGUCACUGCACAUUGCGCAAGGGUCAUCAAUACAAUACCGGGGAGUUUAAGUAAAAGAAAGGAGAGUGAAAAAGUGUGUCUAAAAUGUCAAGAAGGAAACAAUCUAAUCCUAAGCCAUUCAAAAGGCCAGAAGAUGAAGAUGAUGACAGUGAGGCUGCAUCAAAAGUAGACCAAUCAGAAGACUUGAAAGAAAUGGAGGGUAACCAAUCAGAAAGUUCCUUGCACAGCGAUUCAGAAAAUGAACAAAUGGACAUAGAGAGUGAUGAAAUCAAAAGGGAAGUAACUUCGCCAGUUCAAAUCAAAAGGGAGGUAACUGAUGAUAUUGAAAAUAACUAUCAGGUAACUGAAAAUAAACCUAAAUAUGGAGAAAUGUCCCCAAGGCGGCAGGAAGUGAUGAAAAGACUUAACUUUCCUGCAGAUUUGUUGACACUAAGACAGGUUGAUGAAUCAGAGUUUUUACAAACUGGAAUUCCAUGGUCAGUGAUUUCUGUGGCGUCAUUACCUAAAGGGAGCACUGUCGGACCUUAUCAAGGGGAGACAGUGGCCCUAAGUUCCAUCAAACCAGGGGAGCUUGUACUACAGUUUGAAGGCAGCGACGGAGAAUUCUCGUUCAUCAAGGUCACAGAGUCAUAUGGUGCUUGGUUAUCGUUACUGAGGCCCGCUGAUCACGCCAAUACCCAUAAUACACAGGUGGUCUUUGAAGAGGGAAAAAUUUGGUGUGAAAUUGUUGAAGAUUUGGAUCAAGGGACAGAACUCUUAGCGUCUUUCACUACAAGUGAGGAAGAGUCGUCCCACACAGGGAGAGAGAAAUUAACUGGUGAAAAAAGUGAGGCCCAAAUAAGGGAAACUAGAACUACACAGGUUGCAUUAAAGAAACCAGAAUCCAAGACAGUCCCUCACAUUACCCCUCAGCCAGCUUUGAUAUAUGGCUGUCCGUUCUGUGGAGUAAGGUUUUCUAGUCGCCGCACGCUGGAAGCCCAUUUGACGUACUAUUGUUCAAAGAAGCCGCCGGAUUUUGUGAGCCUACAGGAGUUACAUCAACAACUACAGCAGCAGGCACGGACAUUGCUGGAAAAACAGGCCGAACAAGCAGACGACGAAUCAGGUCCGAAUGCAAGCCAGGCAUCAAAAGUUGAUCAGUUUUCACCACAAAGUACCAGAAGAUCUGUUGAAUUAAAAUCUGGAAGCCCAUCAGAGAAAAAUAUCACAGAUUCAGAAGAAAACAAAAGAAAAUCUCCAAAAUCUGGUGACCACUACAAGUGUAAAUUGUGUAAUUUCACGACUGAUCAGGUCUCAAGUCUGAGACUUCACCAGCAGACACACUCUGCAGACACAGCUGCCGGGUCAGAGCGUCUGUCUGUGUCACCCGUCUGCCAACAGGAGACAUUUUGCAAGGAAUGCAAAAUUCAGUUUUCCUCAGUAAGCACUUACCGAGGGCAUAAGGAAUUUUAUUGUCAGUAUCGUCUAACUGGAAGCCAGACUAAUAGCGAAGAAAACAUCAGUGAGUUGGCAUCUCCGGCAUCAAGGGAGUCGAGCUUCGAUUUAACACUGAAAAUGUUACAAUCACAACGUCUAGUCUUGGAUGGGAAAAGUCAGUUACUAGGAGCCAAAGGGCAGCUACACCCAGCAUUAUUGGCAGCCAAUCCACUACUUGCCUCACCUUUAUUUCUUCAGGACUUGUUUUUAAAGAGUAAACACUCUGAGGAAGCAGAGAAAUUAAAGAAGACUACGUCACUAAUGACAAGUCCCGUUUCUAACACUGAAACCUCUACAAAACCACGGUCCGAUGAUGAACCUUUGGAUCUUAGUAAAUCAAAGUCGAAUAAAGACAGUGAACCAGGCUGUGAAAGUUCUGUAAAACAUGAACGAGGCAGUCCACAUGAACAGGACAGCCCCCCUGCAAAGAAAAUGAGACUUAGUGAAGAGAAAGUAGCCGAUCAGUCUGUUCCAAGUACCAAAACUCCUCUCAACAUUCCAUCCUUACAUUCUUCAUUGUUGCUAGGCAACCAGGUUCAGUAUGUGAAUAAAAAACCAAUUCCUCCACUUCAGUCGGUCAGCAGAUGUGUUGAAUGUAACAUUGUGUUUUAUAAACAUGAGAACUAUCUUAUACAUAAAGAGCAUUAUUGCUCCGGCAGACGUGGAAAUAAGGAUUCCAUGUCCUCUGAUUCUGAAAACGGAGAACAGGAAAUGAAAAAUACCGAACCAUCGGAACGAUCAAAAUCUAUAAAUAGCACAGAAACAGUAUCGAAACAGAAGAACGAUGUGGCAGCCAAAAUCCAAGAUGAUUCUGCACAAGAUUUGGCUCAGAGAGAGGAAAUUUGUUAUAAGUUUUACUGCAUUCCUUGUAAGAUCAAAUUCAGUUCAGCAGGAACUCUAAAGGCGCACAAAGAGUUCUAUUGUCCCCAUGGAAAAGACAGUAAUGAAAGUAGUAGUGACAAAGACAGUUAUGAUAGAGACGGGGAAAGGUCAAGUCCAAAUUCCUCCGACCUUUCAACAUACCAGUGUGAAAAUUGUAAAAAUGACUUUAGUUCAGCAAGGCUGCUGAAACUUCAUAUAUGUAUGGGGGAAAUGGCACCUGCUCCGUUGUUACGUUGUCUCUACUGUGACUAUGUUACACAAACAGAAAAUCGUCUGUCAGAACACAUGAAAGUUCAUGUACCAACCAAAGCAUUCAAAUGUAAUUUAUGUGGUUACCGUGGAAACACCGCAAGAGGUAUGAGAAUGCAUGGAAAAAUGCAUGUUGAAAACGGUGAAGAGUUCACUGAUGACAAUAUGAUUGAAUUUGAGGAACCCCCGUUGGUACCCAUACAAAAGAAUGGUCUGUGUGAAAAGGGUCCCGUUGAUAUGGAAACGGAAUUGAUUAGAAUGAAAAAUGAGCCAUACAAGAGAAGGAGGUCGAGAAAGUCUUUUGAAAAAUCUGAAAAUAUGGUUCCUUUCUUGGGACAAAAUAUGCUUACGCAGAUAUGUGCGGCUUGUGGACAAACAUUCGGAAACGUUAGUGAUUUCGUUAUUCAUUUACGUAUGCAUGAAAUAGCAGCAUUAGAGGCCAUGAAAAACUUGAAAAGUUUAAGAUGUGAACAUUGUAAUGAAUAUAUUGCUGAUUCGCUAACCAGUUUACUUAUACAUAUGCAAACGAAGCACCCUGAACAAUUGCCUGGAACAAGUAAAGCUGAUCACGAUAGACAAAUGGAAAACGAAAGAUCAGUGUCACGGGACAGUCAGAUUUCUAACGGAAGGUCAAGGUCAAGCUCGGUUGAGAGUUCAAGGACAAAUAAAACUUAUUCUAGUCAUGAGAAAUUAGAUUCACCACAGAAGCUGAGAGAAUGGAAAAAUGACAUCGCUGUUAAUGGUCAUAGUAUAAAACAAGAACAAGACUUACUCGAGAUAGAUGAUAGAAAUUGGAAUUCCCAAGAUGGAAAUAAUGAGAACAUACCUAGUGCAUAUAGAUCUAAGGAUGAAAAUGAUCUGACUGAUAUUCCAAAAUCUCAGAAUUCCCAACAUGCAUUAAAAGAUUUAAGAUCUGGAGACGAUAACAUAUCAGUAGAGACUGGUUCCCCCUCAUCUCAAAGGUUAUCACAAUCAUUUCCCAAGGAACCAGUCAGAUCUCCACAAAGUUCUUCUCCACCAUCGCAUCAUGUGAAAUCAGAACCAAAAUCACCCUCAUCUGACAGAGAGCUGUCAAAGUCUGUGUCGCCACCAAAGGUCACCACUUCACCCAAAAGUCAUGAAAAACUGUCUCCAAAACUUAUGUCUCCUGAUCCAAAAACAAGAUAUUUGUUAAGCCAAAAUGCUUUUAAUAUAAAAAGAGAGCAAACUACUCCCCCAAGAUCAGAAACUCCCAAAAAGUCACCUCCACCCCUAAGCCCUCGUACCCCUGUCCUUUCCCCAAAACUAAUGGUCCCUCUAGGUGCUCAUUCGCCAAAGCUUUCAAAUAUUCCGGUACUGUAUCCACAGGCACUACUUUCACCGUACCAUUUUCCUCAAGGCCUGCCCAUUUCAUUUAUUCCAACGCAAGGUAUUCAGACGAGUCCCCCUAUACAGUCUAGUGCUAGUGAGAAAAUCGGGCGAAAAUAUUGCAAACAUUGUGAUAUCAACUUUACAUACCUGUCAUCAUUCCUUACACAUAAAAAAUAUUAUUGUAGUGCUCGAACUGCGGCCGAGGACUCUGAAGGUCCGACCGCAACAGCUUAGCGUUGCCAUGUUUUUUUUCUUCGUUAAAUUGUUGUCAUAGAUUCCAUUAUUGUUUUACACUUUAUAAUUACACAUGUUUUUUUUUAUUACUUUUUUUUGUUAAUCAACAAUUUAUUUUUCAAAUAUUGUAUCAAUUGUUCAUUUUUUUUCCUCAUCAUCUAUGGGAUUUUUUUUCUACAAGUUAUUUUACCAGGGCAUUCUUGUGUCAAGGGUGUUAUAUUCAUGAUUUUUUAAACUAAUUUAUAUAACUUAUAAAUGUUUCUAUAUUUAAAAAACUGAGUUGAAGCUGAUGAAUAUUAGUCAAUAAAACGUAUAAAAAAUAUAUUUUAAAUAAUUCAGAUUUCAUAAUAGGAAAAAUAAUUAAAUAUAGUUUGUAAUACAUUCAUUUAGCUAGAUGAUAUUAGUAAUUAUGUUUACGCAAAUCAAGACAAAUCAAGUCCAAUUAUUUGUACUGUAGCCCUGCUAUUGUUGUCUUAAAUUCAUAUUAUUUAUAUAUUUAUAUAUUUCAUUAAUUUCAAAACAGUGUGAAAAAUGUCAGGGAAGGGAGAUAAUCAAGAUUAUCACGAUUUUUGAUAGCCGUAUAUUUUGCGCUGUUCCUCAUUUUCAACAACCUCAGCUUUUAUUUAUGAAAUGAAACAAUUAAAAUUGGGUAUUUAUGUUUUUAACAAUAUUGAAUUUCAUAUUAUCUCUAUUAAAUGUAAAACAUAGCUUGAUUUUAUUAUUUUUAGAAAAUAAGGAAUUGGGUCAUGUAUAUGUGAUUUCAAUAUUGUUUUCUUUUCCGCUUACAAUUUUACAUUAUUGAUUUGUCAUGGUAAUUCCUUGUGUUCACACCUAGCUUCUAAUUUAAGAACAGUCAAGCUGAGAUAACUCUUGAUUAUUAAAUCAAUUAAGUUGAUAAGAGUUAUCUUUUACAUGUGCCAUAUCAAUUGUUCAUAAAGUGUGAUAGUAAAGUUUUAGGAUUUUUUUCUCUAUACAAAAAUGGAAUAAUAGAAAUUAAUACAUUUUUUAAGUUGUUUUUUUUGUUUGUUUUUUUUUUGUGGGGGGGGGGGGAUUUUUUUAUUGAAUUAAUUCAGAUACUAAUGUUGAUGGAAAGUUUUGUAUGACAAUUUUUACAAACAUUCUUGUCACAUUAUUUCCUCGUUGAAUAAUUUAAACAUUUUAUAAAUUCAAAAAUCAUGCAGUCUUAUUUCGAAACUUCUUUUUUUUUGCAAAUACAUUCAUUUGUGUUUAUUUCACAACAAGUUUAUAAAUGUUAACAACUCAUGUUGUUUAUUGUUUUGAAGUGUGCUACAAGUAUGUGCUAGUGUUCAUAUUAUUAAAUGUGAAUUAAUAAAGUGAAUCAUUUUUUUUAAAUCUGACCAAUCAAAAUAUUUGAAACUUUCUUGGCAAUUGUUAGUAUUCAAACCAGACACCUAAAACCAGAACUGGCCGUUGUCAUGAGAAAUCUUCACUUAACGUCAAACGACAGGUUUACUUUAAAAAAGAUAAAGAUAUUCAGUAUACUACUUAUUGAAAUAUUUUGAAUAAAAACUACGGAAAUCCUAUUUUAGAUAAAAACUAUGGAAAUCCUAUUAUAGAUAAAAACUACGGAAAUCCUAUUUUAGAUAAAACCUACGGAAAUCCUAUUAUAGAUAAAACCUACGGAAAUCCUAUUUUAGAUAAAAACUAUGGAAUAGAUAAAAACUAUGAAUAUCUUAUUUAAGAUAAAAACUACGGAAAUCCUAUUUUAGAAAAAAGCUAUGGAAAUCCUAUUUUAGAUAAAAACUACGGAAAUCCUAUUUUAGAUAAACACUACGGAAAUCCUAUAAAAACUAUGGCAAUCCUAUUUUAGAUAUAAACUAAGGAUCCUAUUUUAGAUAAAAACUACUGAAAUCCUACUUUAGAUAAAAACUAUGGAAAUCCUAUUUUAGAUAAAAAUAUGGAAAUCCUAUUGUCUUAACUUACUCACAUUUACAUGUAUUUCCAACACUGAUGCAAUUUUUUUUUAUUUUUAACGUCUAAGACAAUGUAAAUGUCAUUUGACAUCGGUUAUUAAAAUAGGGUUAAGGGUCGUAUUCUCGUGCCAGCGGUCAUUUUAUAAUUACAAUGUUUGGUUUUCUUAUUCAUAUCUUUCAAAUAUAUCUGCAUGAUUCUUUCAUGAAAACUGUGCUUGUUACUAUUUGGGUUGAUCAGACUGUGGGUAUAGUUUAGUAAGUGUACUCUAUAUCUAGAAACCUGUAUUUCCAGUCACUUUUGUUUUCUGUGCUUUCUAGUCCUCUGUGCAAUUUCUUUACUGUUUUUCUUGUUUCGUGAAAAAAAAGUUUCUUAUUGUUUGUUUUCGAGAAUAUUUACUUGAAGUUCUGUAGAAAUUUAUCCUCGAGAGUUAAAUGAUUUGUUAAAUGUAGUUAAGGAGUUGUUUUUAAUUGAAAUUUUACUACUUCCAGAGCUGUUAGUGUAAAGAAUAUAACAAAUUUAAAAGAAAAGAAUAUGUUUUGUCUAAACGUAGACUCCUGUAGUUCAUAGAAUACAGGACAAUUGUAAAAUUAUAUUAAUUUAUUAUGAGUUAAGUCAUGUUGAAUGUUGCUAUCUAGCCAUUCUAAUUAAGCCAAGCUUGGUAUCGCAUCAUUGAUGGAUGUUCUGGUCUGACCUACUACAUAAAUUUUAUAGUGAUAUAUUAGAAAUUGAAACUCUUUGGGCACAAAUCACAAUACCUAUUCUCCCGAAUGACAAUAACUAUUUGCUCGUGCUACUAGUGUUGUGCUUGGCCGGAUUCUGUAUUGCCAUAAUGUAUUAUUAUAAGGCCAUACAACAUGUACUUUGCCAUAGUCCGUUAUAAAACUGUUGUAUUGAACGUCAUGUCUCUUGAAUAACUAAACGACAGUUUCAAAUUCAAGGCACGUCAGUCAUUCAAAUCAUUUUAGUUCAGUGUAUUAUUUUUCCUGCUAUAGGUAGAAAUUUCAAGUGCAUCAAAUUAUUAUCUCAUUUCUUAGUCACGUUUUUUUUUCAUUUAUAAGUCACGAUUUUUCACUUCUUCACGAUAAUCUCCCUCUCUUCAUGUACACGACCAAAAUUUAAACGAUACAGUCACGUAAUUAUGUUGUCUAUUGAAAUUUGAUUGUUCUGAUUUUCUUAAUAAAACAGA
This is a messenger RNA of Ruditapes philippinarum (Manila clam), 7571 nucleotides long. Its product is annotated as zinc finger protein 91-like. Gene Ontology annotation, cellular component: nucleus. The transcript has 6 exons. Lineage: Eukaryota; Metazoa; Mollusca; Bivalvia; Venerida; Veneridae. Gene Ontology annotation, biological process: heart development; cell differentiation; positive regulation of transcription by RNA polymerase II. Bases 344 to 4450 code for a protein of 1368 amino acids. Gene Ontology annotation, molecular function: RNA polymerase II-specific DNA-binding transcription factor binding. The record is from RefSeq and is a predicted model, not a curated record.